GGCAGCACCGCUCGGGCGCUGGGGAAACCGCGGGGGCUGACGGGAUCGUGGCGGUCCCAGGAGGGUGGGGCGGGUCUGCAGCAGGGCGGACGGGGGGUGGCCGGAGCCAGAGACCCGGAUCCCUCUGGCAUCAGGAUGUUCUUCACUUGCGGCCCCAAUGAGGCCAUGGUGGUCUCGGGCUUCUGCCGCAGCCCCCCAGUGAUGGUGGCGGGGGGCCGGGUCUUCGUCCUCCCCUGCAUCCAGCAGAUCCAGAGGAUCUCCUUGAACACGCUGACCCUGAACGUGAAGAGCGAGAAGGUUUAUACCCGGCACGGGGUCCCCAUCUCCGUCACCGGCAUCGCCCAGGUGAAGAUCCAGGGCCAGAACAAGGAGAUGCUGGCGGCCGCCUGCCAGAUGUUCCUCGGCAAGUCGGAGAGCGAGAUCACCCACAUCGCGCUGGAGACGCUGGAGGGGCAUCAGCGGGCCAUCAUGGCCCACAUGACUGUGGAGGAAAUCUACAAGGAUCGGAAGAAGUUCUCGGAGCAGGUUUUCAAAGUAGCCUCCUCAGACCUGGUCAACAUGGGCAUCAGCGUGGUGAGCUACACGCUCAAGGACAUUCACGACGACCAGGAUUAUCUGCACUCGCUGGGGAAAGCCAGGACCGCCCAGGUGCAGAAAGACGCCCGGAUGGGGGAAGCCGAGGCCAAGAGAGAUGCCGGCAUCAAGGAGGCCGAGGCGAAGCAGGAGAAGCUCUCUGCCCAGUACUUGAGUGAGAUCGAGAUGGCCAAGGCACAGCGGGACUACGAGCUGAAGAAAGCCACCUACGACAUCGAGGUGAACACCCGCAAGGCCGAGUCCGACCUGGCCUAUCAGCUGCAGGUGGCCAAGACCAAGCAGAAGAUUGAGGAGCAGAAGAUGCAGGUGCUGGUGGUGGAGCGGACCCAGCAGAUCCAGCUGCAGGAGCAGGAAAUCAUCCGCAAGGAGCACGAGCUGGAGGCCAUGGUCAAGAAGCCGGCCGAGGCCGAGCGCUACCGGCUGGAGAAGCUGGCAGAGGCCCAGAGGUGCCAGCUCAUCAUGCAGGCGGAGGCUGAAGCAGAGUCCCUGAAGGUGAAGGGGGAGGCGCAGGCCUUCGCCAUUGAGGCCAAGGCGCGGGCGGACGCCGAGCAGAUGUCCAAGAAGGCGGAGGCGUUCCAGCAGUACCAGGAUGCCGCCAUGGUCGACAUGCUGCUGGAGAAGCUGCCCCAGGUGGCGGAGGAGAUCAGCAAGCCGCUGAGCGCGGUGAAGAAGAUCACCAUGGUGUCGAGCGGCAGCCAGGGCGUGGGCGCUGCCAAGAUGACGGGGGAGGUGCUGGACAUCAUGAGCAAACUCCCCGACACUGUGGAGAAACUCACCGGCAUCAGCAUCUCCCAGGGGGUCCAGAGGCGUCCGUGACUCUGUUCUGCGAUCAGGGUUCCUGGGAGCGACGUGCUGACCCUGCUCCCCCUGUUGGUUUUGCCUCCUGCCCACAGAUGAGUCAGAAGAAGCCGGGGCGAAUGUCCUAGUUGCUGGAAGUCAGGGGGGGCUCUGCCCUGAGCUGCGCAUGUCCCUGAGCCCCCGCCCUUCUCCUUGCUGUGUCUGCGUCUCGGGCCCCCACUCACGCUGGCUGCCCCCCUGAGGGGGCUCUGUGCGGGGCGCCAGCCACCAAGCCCCGUGGGUCAGUGCCAUCUCCCGUGUACCCUCGCCAGCCCCCCAACCUCUCCCCCUCCCAGAAGAGCUGGGGGGGGCGUUUGCUCCUCACACCACCCUAACCUCGCCUGGGCCUUGUAUUCCUGGGGGAUCAGCCCCCCAGCCGUCUUCUCUUCACAUCCAAGAUCAUCCUGAGGGAGAAGCUCCGUCCCCUCCAGCUCUGGAAUGGCGGGUGCCGUGGCUUUAUUGUCAUUCGGGGGGGUGCCACUUUCCAGUCUGAUUUCUCAAGCCCCACAGAGUGAGAAACAACCCCUUUACACUACAGGAAAGCUCGGGAUUUCCUCUUUUCAAUGCCACCAACCUCUUAUUUCUACUCCUAAUGCGGCCUGAGAUAUCUCCCCUUAAAGCCCCAUCGUUUUCAGAAGCCUCUGGCUUCCUUUUCCCUUGCACCGGCCCGGAUUUAGCGGCUCCUCUCUCUCGAGUGGCCAAACCCCCAAGUAAAAGGCCGAUACCGGCCGAAAGCCAAACCACACCCGCCGCACGGGUCUGCCUGCUGAAGCCGGGUGGGAGAAGCGAGGCAAGAAGGUAAUCGGACGGAUGGCAAAGGGCAGAGCGUUCGUUUGGCAUCGGGCUGGAGCUGUGGGGUGUGGUAUUUCACGGCCGCCCGGGGCUGUAAACGCGCGAGAUGCUCUUCCGUAGCACCAGUCCCGGCCGUGGGUCAGGAAGAGAUGGGAGCGAACCCUUUUUUGGGGCGGAGAUGGGGCAGAGCACCCAGGAUCCAGUCGUCCCAGCGCCUCUGGAUGUGGGGUGCAGGUGGGGGGAUCUCAUCGCCACUACGGGGCGCAGGAUGGAAUGGAGCGGUUCUUUCCCCGGGGGCGGGGGGGAUUUCAAGCCCCUGCCCCCUUUCGCCUCUCCAACUGGUUUUUCACUCACGCUGUGUGGCCAAAGUAAACUCUUCUGCCCCUCCCCCCGCCCCCCCCCCGGGGAAAGUCCCCAUUCCCCAUCCCCUUGAGCCAGCCGGCAACCCGUAGAGGGGAAGGGCCCUGUGUCCUUUUCAUUGACCCCGUCAGUCCCCUGCCCUGGGGCUGGUGCCCCCUUGAGGGGAAAAGCCCCAUAUGUGUACACAGCCCCCAGCUGCUAUACCCCCCUCCACCACUAGGGGUUCCCCCUCCCUCAUGUUUCCCCUUCCUGCAAUGUGCCCCCCACCCCCGAGACAUUCCCAGGCUUCAGGGCCGAAGGGGGCCUAAUCCCUCCUUCCCCUGCCCUGGGGCUGGUGCCCCCUCGAGGGGAAAAGCCCCCUGUCUGUACACAGCCCCCACCCAAUCCCUCCUUGCCCUGUCCUGGGGCUGUGCUGGGGUGGGGGUCCCAGAACCUGGGCCACGGUCCGUGGCUCCCCCCUCCGACCCUCUGUGUGUGCUGGUGCCCCGAAUGUGUGGGGCGCAUGAAGGUGCCUUCUCUGCCCUGCCCCCCCCCCCCCCCCCCGUGUAAGUGAGCCUGUGUAUAUGUCGCUGAUACCUGUCCCCCCAGCCCAUUAAACGUCCUGGUGUGUGAA
This is a messenger RNA of Chelonia mydas (Green sea turtle), 3196 nucleotides long. RefSeq names its product flotillin 1 (gene FLOT1). The transcript is spliced from 13 exons. NCBI's taxonomy places the organism in Eukaryota, Metazoa, Chordata, Testudines, Cheloniidae. The coding region runs from base 136 to 1410 and encodes 424 amino acids. The record is from RefSeq and is a predicted model, not a curated record. Gene Ontology annotation, biological process: positive regulation of cell junction assembly; protein localization to plasma membrane; positive regulation of endocytosis. Gene Ontology annotation, cellular component: plasma membrane.